UUUGAUAACAAUCGUCCGGACGAUUUUUCUUUUUUCAAUAUGGCGGGCGUACGGUUCUGGUGCGCAGUUCCCGGCUGCACAUCAAAAGUAAAGAAAAGCAGCAAAGAAAACGGAACUUUUUACCGUUUUCCAGAUUCCGCACGGUACAAAGUGGUCCACCUGCAAAAUUUAGCAAAAAUUCGCUUACAAAAAUGGAUGCAAGCGAUUCCAAAGCCACGCAUGGUUACGAAGCGAGUUUGUGCGAAGCAUUUUGUAAAAGGAUUCCCCGCUGCGCUUACGCACACGAACGAUGUUGACUGGACCCCGACACUUCAUCUGCAAGCAACAGUGGAAAACGUUCCCUCGGAUGAUCCGGUAGUUCUAUCUGCUAGUUCCGGUUCAGUCGCUGUUCAAGUGCCAGCUAUGAGAACAAACGAACGUCGUGUUGGUGAUGUGGCAAAUUAUGGGAUUAACCGGAACCCGUUUUCGAAUCGGAUGGACCGUCUUUUCCACGAUGUGCAGCCAGAGAACCUGAUAGAGCCUAUUGACACAGAUGCUACUAAUGUGUACGACGAAUCGACCGUAGCGAGUCAUAUGCGAAACGGCAUAAUGAUUGGAACCGAAGAUGUUUGUAAAGUCAAUCUAUCAUCAAUUGGAGACAAACCAGACUCUGCAAUGGAAAGUACCACUCCCGUCCGAAUCGACGUUCCAUUGCGCAGUAUCCAACUUUUUCAACGUGACGCAACAUCAUUCGAGAAAAAAAUAUCUGGAUCUAGUGUCAUUAUCACUAAGGACUCUGUCACAUUGCAGCACAACACAAUGAAGGGUAACGAUAAGCAGACACCUGCAGCGGCUAAAAAGCUUGUAAGCUAUACUUCGCAACAUGUACAAGCCACUCCAUUGGUGCGAUGUCACGGUACUCAAACCGAUAAGUUCAGUGAUGUAGAACUGUUGAAAAGAAACGUGAAGGAGAAAAACACCGAAAUAGGAGAACUCAAGCGCAAUGCAGCAAUACAAGAAGCGGAAAUAGAAGGCUUGAGAAAACGUGUUCGAAGAACAAAAGUCGAUUUGCAAACUUUGCAAGAUCGCCCAGCUGACACCAAGUUUUACACUGGGCUGGAUGACAGCCGCGUAGUGCAUACGCUUUUUUCCAUUAUUCGUCCUCACAUGCUUGCGCCCUUAAAUCUUUCAAAGGAACAAGUGUUCCUCAUGACAUUGCAAAAACUACGAUUCAACUACUUUUUUAAAAACUUGAGUAUUUCAUACGAAGUGUGUCCAGCAACCGCCGCAAAAUAUUUUUUUUCCACCAUAUAUACUAUUUACCAUGUGAUGCACAAUGUGGUGCACUGGCCAGAAAGGUCGAUAUUGAAAAAGCACACCCCACAGUGCUUCAAGGAUGUAUUUGGAGACAGUGUGACUGUGAUCAUUGACUGCUUCGAAAUUCGAGCUGAAAAACCGUCAAACCCUAUUGCAGCCGCGAAACAAUGGUCGGAGUAUAAGAAAUCAAACACUCUGAAAUAUUUGGUCGGCAUUAGCUCGGCUGGCUCGGUAAUCUUUGUGUCAAAAGGCUACGGUGGACGAGCGUCCGAUAAAACGAUUGCCAAAUCUUCAGGAUUCCUCGCUAACAUCCUGGAGGGUGAUGUAGUUCUCGCGGAUCGAGGAUUUCUCAUCGACGAGGAAGUGCAAGCUAAAAACGCUACCUUGAAUAUGCCAGCAUUCCGGAAAAAUGGUGGUCAACUUUCUCCUGUUGAAAUAGAAAAUACUCGAAGGAUCGCGACGGUGCGCAUUCACGUGGAACGCGCAAUUGGACAAAUUAAGGAAAAAUUCAAAAUCAUUAAAAAUAAUGUGCCAAUGUCACUGAUGUUACGAAAGCACAAUAACGUCAUGGCAAUGGAUAUGAUUGUAUUUGUCAGUUGCAUUCUUGUAAACAUGUGCAAACCAAUUGUUAAUUGAAUA
Molecule: messenger RNA, 1935 nt
Organism: Aedes albopictus (Asian tiger mosquito)
Lineage: Eukaryota; Metazoa; Arthropoda; Insecta; Diptera; Culicidae
Exons: 5
Coding region: 40-1932 (630 amino acids)
Source: RefSeq, a predicted model, not a curated record